Mya arenaria is the source of this 2316-nucleotide messenger RNA. RefSeq names its product nucleolar and coiled-body phosphoprotein 1-like. Bases 1 to 2316 code for a protein of 771 amino acids. The transcript is spliced from 3 exons. The record is from RefSeq and is a predicted model, not a curated record. NCBI's taxonomy places the organism in Eukaryota, Metazoa, Mollusca, Bivalvia, Myida, Myidae.
AUGACAACUGCACAAAAUCCACGAUCACAAGUGUUGAUUGCCAGCAGAUUUCGGAGCGGGAGUCUGGGUGAUAGUCUGGACAGCCCGCCCCACUCUCCUCCGCCCCCACCUCCAAAGGAACCUGAGGUUGACAUUCCAAACUUUCCACCGGUCUACAAUCCUCCCCCAUCAAGCGCUGCUCGCGUUAACAAGCCAGGGACAGUUGGCUCAAAGGUGAGUCGUAUGAAGGAAAUAUUCCAGCACUCGGCAGCCAGCAACGAUGUCCCGGACCACAAGUUUCAGCCCGUGCGCUCCUUCCAGCACCCGGUUGCCCGGGCACCUGCUACCCGUGCUGUUCCAUCAGCCCUCCAGCCUCGCAGUCCUCCUCCCGCGAACACCCGUCCUUCUGCCACAGGGCAUAUGGCCACCCGGGGGAAAAACAAGACUGCUGCUAGCGAUGAAACUGGGACUGUUGCCCCUUCCAGCCAUGUCCAGCGAUUCAACUAUACGCGGGCACUAUUUGCUCGCAUGGAAGAGGAACAGAAACAGCAGACGGAUCCUCACCCACCUCGUCGACAUUCCCCAACGUCACGAUCCCCCACCGUACGUUCACCUGUCAUGUCACCUGAGAGGCUUGCUCCAGCGCGAUCUUUAGUGGAUCACAGUUCUGGAUCGGAGGACGAUACACGUAAGAAACUUCGACUCUCUGAUGUUGGGGAUGCUGAUGAAGCACCAAGCUGGGCCCGACGGUCCCGCCCAGAACAACGCCCACCACUUCCGAACCGAAAACCAAACUUGGCUGAUAAGCCGAAGCCUGCAUUAUCGGAGCCAAAUAUAUCAAAAGCUGUGAACUCUGCCGUGAAUGAAACAUCGAGUAGUUUAUUGUGGAAACGUCGUCAAAAUGAUAUUAUGACGGAUAUCUCUAAUACAGAUAGAUAUCAUGAAUCACGUCUUGCCUCCAAUAUGUCGGCCAGUACUUCACAAGUUGAGACUAGCAGAACAGACAAUGAAAGUAUGAACGAUGAUUCAGUAUUCAGUGCAACUAAUGGGUCGGUAUCGGAGGAUUUGUCCAUAACAUCUGCAUAUCAUUCCAGGAAACCACACUUUCCGAGUGACAAUUUGAAAUUUAAUCAGGGUCGUUCCGCCUCUGCCGAAGUGUUAAACACAAAGACGGAGAGCAAAGAAAGUGAAGGAGGGGCAGACAAGGGUGGUGUCGUUUCUCGAUGGCCUCGGUCAAAUUCAGCUUCAGCAUCAGGCAAGCGACUAAGUCGAGGCGAAAUACAGGCGGCCAUAGAGAAAGCAGAUUCGUAUCUUCGAUCGACAAGUUCAACGGAAGAGGAACCAGCAAAGUCAGAACCACAGUCCAUGACACAGUCAGAUAUUUCCAACAUUGAAACGCAGAGCAAAGAACCACCUCAAAAAAUGAGUCAGUCUGAUUGUACUGAUUCCCCGGGCUAUGGGGACAGUGAGCUUAAAAGCUGGGCACUUUAUAGGAAACAGCGCUAUGCACGGGCGUCAGACCCAUUGCUGGAAGAUAAGGUUGGCGAUAUAAAUAAGUUAGGAAGCAUAUCAGACAUUAGUGUGAGCGGGUUUAGAAAAACUUCAGCAGAAAAUUUAUCAAAAUCACCACCAGAUAAGUCUAUGAGCAAAUCUGCUAUGAGCAAAUCUGCGGACUCCUUAGCGGCCAUUUCUCAAAGUUCCGUGCUAAAUCGACGACCCUUACGGUCACAACUACAACAACAAAACCCACCAACCACAAAUCUUUCAAAUGGUGCUCCGCCGUCACAAAGUCCAGACACAAUUGAAGGAAGUGAACAAUUCCAAACAGAUUCCACUGUAAAAUCAGAAAUCAAUGUAUCAGUCACUGUUUCAGACGCUGGAAUUAAUCUUAAAGAUAGUGGUGAAGACAGUGGAAUUCCCACUAAUGUCAGCAACAGCAUUAUACAUUCCUCUCUUGACUCCGCCCCCAUGGAGGCUGUGCCCCGCCCCAUUCCAGUUCCGAGGAGGUCUGCCCCGUCCCCACCAGUUGAACCCCCACCUCCUCCUCCUCCAGCAAGGGAGCCACCAGCCCAACCUGCCCCAGCAGCCAGAUCAUCCACCGAGAUGAUCCCACCGGAUUCCCCAACCCCGGUUGAUGAGCCGGAGAGCCCUAUGACCUCAGACAGCCUUGCGGUAGAGGAGACUGAGGUUGAGCCCGUCACAGGUGCGGGUCUGGCAUCCAUUCCACCGGUACCCGGCCUCGAUGUUCAGAUGCGAAACAAGGCACACGUUGUAGCCCUUGAAGAGCCUGAAGAAUCUAGUGAUUCGGAGAGCGGUGACCAAAUCAAUGCAAGGUGA